AUGGGACCUCGAACAGCCGUGGCUCCCUCUAAGGAGGCGAAGGCGUCGGCAGCAGGAGGUCAGGGAGGAGCUCGGAUGAGGAGCUGCAGUGACGGCAGCAGAUACAGCGGGAGAAGACUCGGUCUAUCCAACAACUCCUCCUCCUCCUCCUCCUCCUCCUCCUCCUCCCUGGUGCUCUACAACCCCAAAUCAGUCCUGAAGAGGCCAGUGAGCACAGAGGAGCUGCAGAGACCAGGAGGACCCUACGUCAAGAGAACCUUCACAAUCGUGGGCGAUGCGGUGGGUUGGGGGUUUGUGGUGAGAGGAAACAGGCCGUGUCACAUCCAGGCUGUGGAGCCCUCCGGACCAGCCGCUGAUGCAGGGAUGAAGGUUUGUCAGUUUGUGGUUUCAGUCAACGGGCUCAAUGUCCUCAAUCUGGACUACCGGACCGUCAGCCACCUGAUCCUCACUGGACCCAGAACGGUGGUGAUGGAGGUGAUGGAGGAGACCGACCACUGA
Molecule: messenger RNA, 498 nt
Organism: Anoplopoma fimbria (sablefish)
Lineage: Eukaryota; Metazoa; Chordata; Actinopteri; Perciformes; Anoplopomatidae
Product: DEP domain-containing mTOR-interacting protein-like
Exons: 5
Coding region: 1-498 (165 amino acids)
Molecular function (GO): protein binding
Source: RefSeq, a predicted model, not a curated record